AUGCACACGCUCUGCGCGGGUGGCUGUCUGUGCAUUGCCAAGGAAGAGGAUAUACUCAACGAUUUAUCCAGCGUGAUUCGCCAGUUCCAGCCAACCUUGAUCAAUGUCACUCCUACCGUCUUGCGCACGAUACAGUCGCCUCAGCCUACCUUGGAGACGAUUCUGCUGAGCGGAGAGAUGCCCUAUGGCGACAACAUUACGCGCUGGGCAGACCAGGUCCGUCUCCUCAAUACAUAUGGACCGACUGAAUGCACCUUCAAGUGUGCGUUUUCAGUCCUGGAUGCGACUUCCGCUGAUCGACCAGACCUCGGAGUCGGAGUUGGCUUUUCGACAUGGAUUGUGAGUCCUAAUGAUGCCUCUCAACUGGCGGCGCCAGGAAGUGUUGGUGAAUUGUACCUAGAAGGUCCAAUGGUGGGGCAGGGCUACUUGGCCGACGCCGAAAAGACAUCACUGUCAUUUAUUGUUGAUCCUCCGUGGCUGCUGGCUGGCAGUCAAAACGUUCCUGGCCGAUCCGGCUGUGUCUACAAAACUGGUGAUCUGGUCAAGUACCUCUCCGAUGGUCGCCUUCUUUUCGUCGGACGCGUUCAAGGCGGCCAACUGAAAAUCCGUGGCCAGCGAGUGGAACUGGGCGACGUGGAGUAUUAUGUACGAACCUGUCUGGGCAAUGAAUUGGCUGUGAUUGUUGAUGCGAUAUACCCCAGCGAUCGUGACGCAGCAUCUUUAGCAGUGUUUGUCGAGACAUCUGGACAGGAUUUGCAGAAGAUCCACGACAGAUUGUCGAACCUUCAGCAGAAGAUCUGCGAAAUUCUUCCACUUUUCAUGAUCCCAAGCGUCUUCUUUCCAGUCAACGAAUUUCCGGUAGCGGCCACGGGAAAGUUGGACCGAAAACGACUGUGAGAGCUGGCGAGCGGCUUGGAGUGGAA
Messenger RNA from Cercospora beticola, 923 nucleotides. Its product is annotated as non-ribosomal peptide synthetase. NCBI's taxonomy places the organism in Eukaryota, Fungi, Ascomycota, Dothideomycetes, Mycosphaerellales, Mycosphaerellaceae. Gene Ontology annotation, cellular component: cytoplasm. The record is from RefSeq and is a predicted model, not a curated record. Gene Ontology annotation, biological process: amino acid activation for nonribosomal peptide biosynthetic process; secondary metabolite biosynthetic process. Gene Ontology annotation, molecular function: phosphopantetheine binding.